CACGGGGGAAGCUCUGGAGGGACCAAGAGAGACACCUACUAACUUCACCUGGCAAAACAUAUUGAUGGAAUCGUUUCACGCUCAAUUGAGGCCUCUUGUAUCGUGAGGGCGAGCCACAAGCCAGCCUGUCAUUUUCCAGCAAGAAGAGAAAUUCAGAACCAUGACGUCGGAUCUGCUUGCUGGCUUCCCGGCAAACGCGCCGCCCAAACCCAAGACCAAACUUCGGUUUGCAGAUGUUGCAGUAACAGCAACAGCAAAAGAUUUCGCCGGCUUCUACAGAGGCAAACAAUACCACCAACCAGACUUCGAUGCCGUCCUCGACCGCGCCUCGGCCGCAGGCGUCGAAAAGGUGAUGCUCACGGGCAUGUCCCUCAGCGACGCUGCUACGAACCUCUCUAUUGCCAAAUCGCGGCCGGCGGGGACGUGUUUCGUGACGAUUGGCAUCCAUCCGUAUCACGCUGCGGAGCCCGAUGCCGAGGAAGACGGCGGCGAGAAUGGUCAUUUCAAAAAGUUGGUAGAGAUCGUUCGCGAAGCAUUGGGUUCCGCGUCCGCAGGUAGCUCUUCAUCGCCGUUGGCUGCGUUUGGCGAGUUGGGCCUCGACUAUGACCGCCUAAACCACGCGUCCAAGGAAGCACAGAUCCGCACUUUUAAGCGACAGUUGGAUCUAUUUGUCGAGCAAAAGCUGGACUUGCCCCUAUUUCUCCAUUGCCGCGCUGCUUACGAUGACUUUGUGGAGAUCAUCCAGCCGUACCUCCCCAGCCUCCCCCGCCGCGGCUUGGUUCACUCCUUUGUGGGCACAUCGGCUCAGAUGAGAACUCUGGUAGAGCUCGGCUUCGACGUCAGCGUCAACGGCUUCAGCUUUCAGGACAGGGAAAGUCUGGAGAUGGUGCGCGAUAUCCCGUUGGAGCACCUGCAGAUCGAGACGGAUGCGCCGUGGGGUGAGAUAUCAGCGGGUUCGGAGGUGGCGAAGAGGUAUCUCGGGAACGCGUUUGCUUUGCCGCAGAGUAAGAAGAAGGACAAGUUCGAGUUGGGGCUCAUGGUGAAGGGUAGAAAUGAGAGUUGUACAAUGGACAGGGUUGCAUUCGUCGUGGCUGGUUUGAAAGGGCUGAGUGUGGAUGAUAUCGCCGAGGCGGCUUGGAGGAAUAGUGUCAAGAUGUUUGGAUUUGGUGAGAGCUAACAUGAGAUCAAAUGACAAGGAAACAUCAAACAUUGAAUCUCGCGUCAAGGCAUAGGACACCAAUCUGACAGAGCUUGAAUCGGCCGCCAAAUUCUGUCUCCCCAUAUUCCAUCAGAGUGUCUUUUGUACCAUGCUAAUCCCUUCUUUCUCAAGAAUCUCGCGAAUGGGGUCACAGAUUUCCA
Messenger RNA from Colletotrichum phormii, 1359 nucleotides. RefSeq names its product TatD family hydrolase. Gene Ontology annotation, cellular component: cytosol. The coding region runs from base 161 to 1177 and encodes 338 amino acids. The record is from RefSeq and is a predicted model, not a curated record. The transcript is spliced from 2 exons. Gene Ontology annotation, molecular function: 3'-5'-DNA exonuclease activity. Lineage: Eukaryota; Fungi; Ascomycota; Sordariomycetes; Glomerellales; Glomerellaceae.